AUGAUUCAAGUCGAGACGACUCAUGCAUGGAAUCCUAGCCUCAGUGAACAGUACCGAACUCAGCUUAAUGACAGUUUGAAGAAGCUGGAACAACACACUAUGAAUACUAUUCCAAUGUUUGGCAAAGUUCUCCGCAAAGUUGUGAACGUACCAUCAUCAAAUGGUGACAAGUUCGGUGAACUAUUCUUCAUAGAACAAGUGCGUCAAUCAUGUAUGUCGCUGAAAGAAUUUGUCCGCAAAGCUGUCUCCUUGAGUAAAGACAUUCCACGCGCUGUUGUCGCCUGCGGAUGUGAGGUGCCAGUAGAGAUUUACAAACUCUAG
Necator americanus (New World hookworm) is the source of this 321-nucleotide messenger RNA. RefSeq lists its product as uncharacterized. The coding region runs from base 1 to 321 and encodes 106 amino acids. The transcript is spliced from 3 exons. NCBI's taxonomy places the organism in Eukaryota, Metazoa, Nematoda, Chromadorea, Rhabditida, Ancylostomatidae. The record is from RefSeq and is a predicted model, not a curated record.